Molecule: messenger RNA, 631 nt
Organism: Dama dama (fallow deer)
Lineage: Eukaryota; Metazoa; Chordata; Mammalia; Artiodactyla; Cervidae
Product: cytochrome c oxidase subunit 5B, mitochondrial
Exons: 5
Coding region: 56-424 (122 amino acids)
Biological process (GO): mitochondrial electron transport, cytochrome c to oxygen
Cellular component (GO): mitochondrial envelope
Source: RefSeq, a predicted model, not a curated record
UCCUUUCUGUUUCAGGAGCCUGCUCCCGGAAGUGCUGGUGUUUGUAGCGGGCGUGAUGGCGUCAAGGUUACUCCGCGGAGCUGGAGCUUUGGCCUCCCAGGCCCUGAGGGCCCGGGGUCCAAAUGGAGUCUCCGUGGUGCGCUCUAUGGCGUCUGGAGGUGGUGUUCCUACUGAUGAAGAGCAGGCGACUGGGCUGGAGAGGGAGGUCAUGCUGGCUGCACGCAAGGGACAGGACCCAUACAAUAUACUUGCCCCAAAGGCAACCUCAGGUACCAAGGAAGACCCUAAUUUAGUUCCCUCCAUCACCAACAAGCGGAUAGUGGGCUGCAUCUACACCACAUCAGGCACUAGGUAUACAUGCCAAAAUGGACCCAGCUUUGGGAGUCUACACAUGCAGGGAACUGAGAACCUAAUGAGGAACUGAUAAAGAGGUGAAGAAGACAACAGUACUGUCAUCUGGUUCUGGCUGCACAAAGGCGAGGCCCAGCGUUGCCCCAGCUGUGGAACCCAUUACAAGCUGGUGCCACACCAGCUGGCCCACUGAGCCGUUAACAGUAACGCACUCAGAAUGUGAUAUUGAAUUUCUUCUUUCCAGUAAAGACUAGUCAUUACAUUGGCUUCUCCUCCCAUA